AUGAAGCUGUUCCAAUUGGUCCUUGCCCUGACUGGGCUCUUGACUCUGGCGAGCUGUGCUCCCACCAGUCAAAACAUCACUGCUAUCAAUUCCACCACGGAGGCCACCAAUCGACUGGUCUUUUGUCAUUUCAUGAUCGGCAUCACCAGCAACCGCCAGAGCGCGGCCGACUACGACAACGACAUGAAACAGGCCAAGGCCCUUGGCAUCGACGCCUUUGCCCUGAACAUUGGUGUUGAUCCGUACACUGAUACUCAGCUCAACUUUGCGUACGAGUCCGCCGCCCGCAAUGACAUGAAGGUCUUCAUUUCGUUCGACUUUAACUGGUACAACACCGGCCAGGCCUAUGCUGUCGGUCAGAAGAUCCGACAGUAUGGGAGUCUGCCGGCCCAGCUCAAGGUCGACGGCAAGAUCUUUGCCUCGUCGUUUGCAGGCGAUGGCCUCGACAUCAACCAGAUGCAGUCCGCCGCGGGGGCUGAAGUGUACUUUGCGCCCAACUUCCACCCGGGCACUGGCAACUUUAAUGUCAUUCAGGGAGCGUUGAACUGGAUGGCCUGGGAUAACAAUGGCGACAACAAGGCUCCGAGUGGUGGUCGCAACGUGAGUGUUUCGGAGGGUGACAAGGCAUAUGUCAAUGCCUUGGGUGGAAAGGCUUAUGUUGCACCCGCAUCUGGAUGGUUCUUCACCCACUUCGGUCAGGAAGUAUCUUACAGCAAGAACUGGGUAUUCCCCUCGGAUCUGCUGUGGUAUAACCGCUGGUUCGAGAUCCUGAACCUUGGUCCUCGGUUCGUGGAGAUCGUCACCUGGAACGACUAUGGCGAGUCGCAUUACAUUGCCCCGCUGGCGUCUCCACACACCGACGACGGUUCCUCCAAAUGGGUUAUGGACAUGCCCCACGACGGCUGGCUCCAAAUGUCCAAGCCAUUCAUCGCCGCAUACAAGAACGGCGACAAGUCCGUGGACAAGUACAUCACCGAAGAAAAGCUAAUCUACUGGUACCGACCGACCCCCAAGGACGUCAGCUGCGACAACACCGACACGACAAUGGACGGCAACCCCAACAACUCCAGUGGGAACUUCUUCCGCGGUCGUCCUAACGGAUGGGAGACCAUGAAAGACGAAGUGUUCGUGGUGUCCUUGCUGAAAUCCCCGGGGACGAUCCAAGUGGCGUCUGGCUCGAACAGCCAGAAAUUCGAUGCUCCGGCAGGGGCCACUGCAUUCACGGUGCCCAUGGGCGUAGGUCAACAGAAGUUCGCUCUGGUUCGUGAUGGCCGGACGGUGUUGAGCGACACCAGCUUGAAGAAUAUCGUCAACACGUGCAUCUGCGGUCUGUACAACUUCAAUGCGUACGUGGGAACAGUGCCGCCCCCGGCGACUGUGGAUAAGCUGGGACCAGCUGGGCUGGCGGCUUUGCAGCAGGGUUUGAGGGCGGCUUGUCCGACUAAUACGUUGGGAGUGAAUAUGGCGAGUGUGGAGUCGACUCCUGUUCCUACUCCUACUCCUGCGUAG
Aspergillus sclerotioniger CBS 115572 is the source of this 1509-nucleotide messenger RNA. Its product is annotated as glycoside hydrolase family 71 protein. NCBI's taxonomy places the organism in Eukaryota, Fungi, Ascomycota, Eurotiomycetes, Eurotiales, Aspergillaceae. The transcript is spliced from 4 exons. Gene Ontology annotation, biological process: mating projection tip cell wall disassembly. The coding region runs from base 1 to 1509 and encodes 502 amino acids. Gene Ontology annotation, molecular function: glucan endo-1,3-alpha-glucosidase activity. The record is from RefSeq and is a predicted model, not a curated record.